Pseudonaja textilis is the source of this 5941-nucleotide messenger RNA. Its product is annotated as vascular endothelial growth factor receptor kdr-like. Lineage: Eukaryota; Metazoa; Chordata; Lepidosauria; Squamata; Elapidae. Gene Ontology annotation, molecular function: ATP binding; growth factor binding; vascular endothelial growth factor receptor activity. The record is from RefSeq and is a predicted model, not a curated record. Gene Ontology annotation, cellular component: plasma membrane; signaling receptor complex. Gene Ontology annotation, biological process: vascular endothelial growth factor receptor signaling pathway; multicellular organism development; angiogenesis.
GACCUCCCUGCCUCCCCGCCCCCGCCCCGAGCCGCUCCGGGCGUGAGCUGCCUUCGCCGGUCCCGGGAACACCUGCUAACCGGGAGGAGCCCGGGACCCCGCGAAGAUCGGGAGCCCCGCCGGUUCUGCCAACUUCGAAGCCUCGGCUCCCCUCCUCGCCGGAGAGAGAGAGCGAGAUCGCCGGAGACUGGGAGGGAAGGGCCGGGGCGAUUUUGGCAGCAUCGGGAGAGAAGGAGAGGACCCCCCCGUUUUCCUUUCCAGCCAGCUCCGACAUCUUCUGGACGAUUUCCACCCCAGCCAGCGAGGUUGCUACCUUGGCAGCUUUCCUGGUGCCCAAGAGGGCAUCCUGGGCUGGGCACCUCCUGCUGCCAAAGGACCCAUCUCAGCCACAUCAGAACAUGACUGUCAGGUUGGAGAUAGCCACGGCCCUUUGCCUAAUGCUGGCGCUUCAAGCUCUGGCGAAGCAAGAAAGGCUUAUGAAACCUGAACUGAACAUCAAUCGUGACUAUAUUAUAGUGGAAACCGGAGAUUCCUUCAGCAUAACUUGCAGGGGCUCGCAUGGCUUGACCUGGCAAGCUGAAGAGGCACAGAUCACCCACAGCAAGCGGUGGCAUAUUCACAAGCAGAAAUGUUCAGAGAAACCAUGGCCUUCCUGCAGCACAAUUGGAGUUAACCGAGCCAUGGCCAAUGACACCGGCUAUUUCAUCUGCUUUUAUGACCACCUGCCCUUCACGGAGGAACUGACAGCCAAGUUAUAUGUCUUUGUUAAAGAUCAGUCACAGCCUUUUGUGCAACCCCACCCAAAAAUUCCGGACCUCAUCAAUGUGCACAACAAUACAGAAGCUAUCAAUGUGCCAUGCCGUGUCACUUCCCCAGAGAUCAAACCGGAGCUGCUGCUGCAUCAAUCUCCCUAUCCUCUCACCUAUGAGAGGAAGGAAUGGGACCCAAAGAAAGGAUUCACAAUCACUUCACCCUCCACUGAGUUCUUUAAUAGAGUGAUCAAAUGUGUUGCUACAGUCAACGGGGCCCAAUAUGAGACACGUUAUUUGACUUCGAAAGUGGAGAUGCGGAUUCGGAACGUGGUUCUGAAAGCAACUCCCCAAAAACUCCUGGUUGGAGAGACCCUUCGUUUGGAAUGCAAAGGGCAGGUGUACUGGAAUGGACGGUUACAAUUUCUUUGGAAAUUUCCAGGAAACAGGGAACUAAGGCCAGGAAAGACGUUUGACCAGGACUUCUAUGAAAGCUCUAGCAACGUGACUAUCACGAAUGUCACAAUGGAAGACAAAGGGCAUUACAUCUGCAAAGUGUUCAAUAUGGGCAAAGGAGGCAUAGAAGUCAAUACCACGGUCACAAUAUUCAAACAAGCUUUCAUUAAUUUUGUCAAAAAGAGGCAACAACUGUAUUAUGAGGCCCAUGCAGGACAAAAAGUACAGAAGCUGGCUUGGAAGGUGGAUGCUUUCCCUCCUCCGGAUGUGGCUUGGUACAAAGAUGGCCAACUGAUCAAAGCCAAUGACUGCUAUGACUUAGAUCCGGAGAGAUACAGGAUAAUCAUCAGGGAUGUGAGACCGAAGCAUGCUGGGAAUUUUACACUGCAUUUGAGGAGCCCGAAGCAUGGUCUCUAUAAAAAUCUCACCCUCCAAUUUGUUGUCCUCGAGAAACCUCACAUUUAUGAAAAGGAGAUUGAUUUUUCCAAUACUGAGCUGGUCACUAAAGGAAGAGAACACAGCCUUCAAUGCACAGCAAGUGGAUGGCCUCUUCCCUCCAUACACUGGGAAUGGGAGCCCUGCAACCAUGCAGACAACCAGUGCAACCAACGUGGAGAGAAAAUCAGAGUCCAGAAAACUGCCAGGCACGACACUCCCUAUUUAACCAACAGGAUCAAGGACAUCAGAAAUAUGCAGCUUGUUCAUGGCAAUAUGUUAAAGGUUUUAAGCACUCUGACCAUGACAUCAAGCAACAUCUCCGGAAUCUAUUACUGUGUGGCUUCCAACAAGUUGGGCAUCGAGAAGAGAAGCAUCAGGUUCUAUAUCACAGACAUGCAAUCCAGCCUAGAGGCCAACUCCCAAAUGACAGCUAUUGUGACCAGUCACGUCCAGAUGACCUGCAAGUGCUCGAAGUACCUUUACGAUCACCUCACCUGGUAUGACCCCACCUUGCAGGAAGUCCCCACCUCUCUCACCCAGGAGAAGGUGGACAACUAUACCAUCUCCUUAGUGCUGAACAUCCAUAAUGUCUCCCAGGCUCAUGCAGGGCUUUACAAGUGCCGAGCCUCAAGCUACCACAACCGCACUAAGCAGCUGGAGAAAAGCACCAUGCUCAGCAUAAAAUUUAAGACGGUGCCUUACAUUAUGGAGAACUUUACCGACUUGGAGGUUAAUGUGAGUGGGACCAUAGUUCUGGAGUGCAAAGUCAAUGGCAUCCCCAAACCUGCUAUUGCUUGGCUGAAAAAUGGCCACCGCAUCGCCCCUGCUUCAGGAAUUUCCAUGGAAAACAACACUUUGGUGAUUGAACGAGUGAAGAAGGAUGAUGAGGGUCAUUAUGAAUGCCAAGCGAUCAACGAGAUGGGCCAAGACAGCACUCGAGCAUUUAUUAAAAUAGAAGGCUCCGAAGAAAAAUCCAACAUAGAAGUUAUCAUCUUGGUUUGCACUGGUUUAGCAGCCACUCUCUUUUGGCUCCUUCUGACCCUCUUCAUACGAAAACUCAGAAAACCGGAUGCCACCGAUAUUAAAACUGGAUAUUUGUCCAUCAUAAUGGACCCAGAGGAGAUGCCCCUGGAUGAGCAGUGCGAACGUCUACCUUACGACAGCAACAAAUGGGAGUUCCCAAGGGAUCGGCUGAGGCUGGGUAAAACUCUGGGUCAUGGUGCUUUUGGCAAAGUGGUGGAAGCAUCUGCUUUUGGCAUAGAUAAAUCGUCAACCUGCAAAACAGUGGCUGUUAAAAUGCUUAAAGCAGAGUGUGCAACGACCAAUGAGUGCAAGGCCCUGAUGUCGGAACUGAAGAUCCUGAUCCACAUUGGACAUCAUCUAAAUGUGGUCAACCUACUGGGGGCUUGUACCAAGCCUGGAGGUCCUCUGAUGGUCAUUGUAGAAUAUUGCAAGUAUGGAAACCUCUCUAAUUACCUGCGGGGAAAGCGAGGUGAUUUCAUUGUAUGCAAGCCACCAGAAAAUCCAGACUGCUCAGAGAAAGGAUUGAAAGACUCUAUCAGUGACUUAACAGAGCUAAUUAAGAGGCGCCUGGAAAGUGUGGCCAGCACAGGUAGCUCUGCCAGCUCUGGAUUCAUUGAAGACAAGAGUUACACAGAUUCCGAUUCAGAAGAAGAAGAUGCGGAAGAUCUUUAUAAGCGACCUCUGACUUUGGAGGACUUGAUUUGCUACAGCUUCCAGGUAGCUAAAGGAAUGGAAUUCCUGGCUUCAAGAAAAUGCAUUCAUAGAGAUUUGGCAGCCAGGAACAUUCUUCUUUCUCAAAACAACGUGGUGAAGAUUUGUGAUUUUGGAUUGGCCAGAGAUAUAUACAAAGAUCCUGAUUAUGUGCGGAAAGGAGAUGCCAGGCUGCCCCUGAAAUGGAUGGCUCCAGAAGCAAUUUUUGACAAAAUCUACACAACUCAGAGUGAUGUCUGGUCCUUCGGCGUGCUGCUUUGGGAAAUAUUUUCCCUAGGGGCUUCUCCAUAUCCAGGGGUCCAUAUUGAUGAGGACUUUUGUCGACGUCUCAAAGAAGGAACACGGAUGAGAUCUCCAGAGUAUUCCACUCCAGAAAUCUACCAGACCAUGCUGGAUUGCUGGCACAGUAUCCCAACAGAGAGACCCACUUUUACCAACCUUGUGGAACGUUUAGGGGAUCUGCUCCAGGCAAAUGUACAGCAGGAUGGGAAAGACUAUAUCCCACUGAACAUUACUUUGUGUCCUGAUGGGGAGUCCAACCCCAAGAUCUGCAUCUUGGAAGAGAAUGUGAGCAACUUCAUUCACCGCUGGAGUGCUAUAGAAGCCAGCAUUAACUCCAAGAACCGGCCACUCAGUGUGAAAACCUUUGAUGAAGUGCCCGUAGAGAAGGAGAAGAUGAUACAUGAGGACGGUGAAUCAGACAGUGGGAUGGUGUUGACCCUGGAUGAAAUCAAGAGCCGGAAGAGGCUGGAGAUCCGAUCUUGGCCUUAUGGAAUCAUGGCUCUUGCGAGGAAAGCAAUCAACAAAAGCAAGGAAUCCGUGUUCAACGAGCACGAGCGAGAAUCCGUGAAGUACCGUCCAACCGUUCCGGUGGAGGAUGACCUGAUGGAAGACUCCAUUCUUCUGCCAAUGGAUGCCAGCCUGGAAUGCCACAGCCCACCUCCUGAUUAUAACUCUGUGAUCCAGUACUCAGCUCCUCCAGUGUAGCCAACCAGCCCUGGGGGGACCGGCAGGUUUUGCAUCUCUGACCAUGCAGUGUUCUAAGCCAGCUUACUGGUUUUCUUCUUGCUUAACAGAAAUCCUGUCCUAAGUAGAGAAGCCAGACCGUGGCUUAUUCGCCCUUGAAGUCAAAUGUACAUGAGCCCCAGUGUGCAAGUGCAAGUGGGAAUUCUUUUAAGAGCAAUUCUCUGAAGGCUGUGUCUUUCAAGCUCUCUGGCUUUUAUUUCCUAACCUUCCCCAUGAAAUUAUGUUUUGAAUGCUGUGGUUGUUGCAGUCUAUCUUUUAUUCGGUGGGGUUUGCUCUCUAACACUCUGAACUGCACACCAAUUUUCCAGUUUUGUCCCUUUUAAAAGUUGCUAGGGAAAUUCCAUUCUUAAUACCGAGGUUGUUAUCCAGGGAUAAUGAUCCUCAAUAUUUUGUGCAUAGAGAUCAAAACCUAGCCUGAAACUCAAAUUUAUUGUAGAACCUAAAAGCAAUCUGCCAGAACACACCUACAGAGACACCCCGUCAAACUGCGUGUUGUAUUUAGCCACAACCAACUUGCAGAACAAGGCUGAGAAAAAUUCUCUGUAGAUAAUUUUGCUUGUUGUACAACAGUGUAAACAACUAAAUGCAAUAAUAAUGAAAAAAAUACAGCACAGGAGAGAAAAAAGCCUCAGGUGUUUUAAUGGGCCAGGAAAGUCAGACCCGUGAAACUGUGAAUAUAGAAGCUUCUUAAAAGAGGUGUAAGACUUGCUUGUUCUGUAGACCUUAAAGCUGCUAUGCUUAAGCUAGAAAUGUUUUCUGCUUAAUGGAUUGCAAGACAAACCCUUCGGAAGUGCAGCGAGCAUCAGUUAAGCAUGCCUGUUUCCCUCUCUCUGUUGUAAGAAGCAAUAGAGGGGGGAAAAGGCUUGUUUUGAAAAGCACUUAAUUUGCCGAUAAUUUAGUCACAGGAUCAGUGGGAAAAGGACAGUACAACCUACAUCUCACAUCUUCUGAGAUGUUCCAAGUUCACCUGGGUGAAAAUUAAUUUGGAUCCUAUGCAGAGCUGUUGGGGACAGAAUGAUAUUCAAGAAAAUCAAGGUGAUCCAUCUUUGCUCAGGUAGACAUGAUCACCUUCUGGAGCUUUUUUUAAAUCACUCUCCAACUCCUCCCAGACCCUUGAUUCUGUGCCUUAUUCUCUGGCACAGGAACUGAAGUAAGCGCGGGAAAGUUUUGCUUGUAUAUGCUAAGUCUUUGAGUAAGUUACUAGGACCAAAGAAAGUGUGGCUGGAGUGUGCCUUAAAAACGUUGACUGUAGAAGCAAUAGUCAUAUAACCAAAAAGACAGGGAAAUACUGCUGCCAGCCAAAUAUGUCAAGUGCCUUUUUAAAAACAAACAUAGCUUUAAAAUUAAAAAGAUCUAAAAUGGUGUUUCUCAACCUGAACCACUUUAAGAUGUGUAAACUUCAUGUCCCAGAAUUCCCCAGUCAAUGUAGCUUUGAAAAGCUUCUUUUGGUGAUUUUGGAAAAUCAGACCUUUUAAAGAAACAGAAGGACACCAAAUGGUUGUGAAGCUGCUGCUUCAUUUGUCAUAUCCUAAAAAAAA